Messenger RNA from Acanthisitta chloris (rifleman), 744 nucleotides. RefSeq names its product chromosome unknown open reading frame, human C15orf27 (gene TMEM266). Gene Ontology annotation, molecular function: monoatomic ion channel activity; voltage-gated channel activity. The annotation marks the transcript as partial. The record is from RefSeq and is a predicted model, not a curated record. The transcript has 7 exons. NCBI's taxonomy places the organism in Eukaryota, Metazoa, Chordata, Aves, Passeriformes, Acanthisittidae. Gene Ontology annotation, cellular component: plasma membrane. Gene Ontology annotation, biological process: monoatomic ion transport; transmembrane transport.
AUGACCAAUCCUCAGCCUACAAUUGAAGGUGGUGUUUCAGAAGUUGAGAUAAUUUCACAACAAGUGGAAGAAGAGACCAAAAGCAUUGCUCCUGUACAGCUUGUUAACUUUGCUUACCGUGAUCUACCUUUGGCUGCACUUGAUCUGUCCGUGGCUGGGUCCCAGCUUUUGUCAAAUUUGGAUGAGGAGUACCAAAGAGAAGGAUCUAACUGGCUAAAACCGUGCUGUGGGAGACGAGCAGCUGUGUGGCAGGUAUUUUUGCUCAGUGCAAGUCUCAACAGUUUCCUGGUAGCCUGUGUAGUAUUGGUGGUGAUUCUUCUGACUCUGGAGCUCCUAAUAGAUAUAAAGCUUCUCCAGUUUUCAAGUGCUUCACAGUUUGCAGGAGUAAUUCACUGGAUCAGCCUAGUCAUCCUCUCUGUAUUCUUUUCAGAGACUAUUUUGAGGAUUGUGGUCCUUGGCAUAUGGGAUUACAUUGAAAACAAAAUAGAGGUGUUUGAUGGUGCUGUCAUAAUCUUGUCCUUGGCACCAAUGGUGGCCUCAACAGUGGCUAAUGGCCCCAGCAGCCCAUGGGAUGCUAUCAGCCUUAUCAUCACCCUGCGGAUAUGGAGAGUGAAGAGGAUCAUUGAUGCGUAUGUCCUUCCAGUGAAAGUGGAGAUGGAGAUGAUGAUUCAGCAAUAUGAGAAGGCAAAGGUUAUUCAAGAUGAGCAGCUGGAAAGACUAACCCAGAUCUGCCAAGAACAAGGG